Molecule: messenger RNA, 1086 nt
Organism: Lodderomyces pseudojiufengensis
Lineage: Eukaryota; Fungi; Ascomycota; Pichiomycetes; Serinales; Debaryomycetaceae
Product: zinc-binding alcohol dehydrogenase family protein
Exons: 1
Coding region: 1-1086 (361 amino acids)
Molecular function (GO): oxidoreductase activity, acting on NAD(P)H
Source: RefSeq, a predicted model, not a curated record
AUGAAAGCAGUAGUAUCGACAGGUGAAACAGACCCUUUAACUACAAUCAAAAAUUUAUCGAUUCCUCAAAUCACAGAUGAUCAAAUAUUGAUUAAAUCUCAUUCUUUUGCAAUAAACCCAACUGAUUGGAAGGCUUUGAAGAGAAAUAGAGAGAAGGAUAUAGUUGUUGGAAGUGAUGUAAGUGGAAAGGUUGAAGAAGUUGGAUCGAACGUAAAGGAAUUUAAAAAGGGAGAUUAUAUUAGUUCAUUUGUAACUGGAAAUAUAUCAAAAACAAAUAGCGCAUUUGCUGAGUAUGUUGCUGUCUCGCCAAAAGUCAGUAUAAAGUACGAUCAUUUAGUUAAGGACCCAAGUAAUUCUGAUUAUUUAAAAUCUGGAAGGAUUACUACUUUUGAUGGAGCUGCAAGUGUAUCUUUAGGUUUAGUCACAGUGGCUUUGGCUUAUUCAUAUUCUUUGAAAAUUAAAGAAAAUAAAAAACCUAAUGAUUUCAUUUUAAUAUGGGGUGGUUCAACAGCUACUGGAAUUUUAGCUAUUCAAUUGGCCAAAUUAGUUUUCGAUUUAAAAGUUGUAACAACUGCUUCCCCAAAAAAUCAUGAAUUUUUAAAAUCCUUAGGAGCUGAUUAUGUAUUCGAUUAUAAUGAUGAGAAUGUAGUAGAUAAAAUUAAAGAAACAGCCAAUGGAAAUUUACAUUUUGCAUUAGAUACAAUAGCUGAACCUGAGACAUUCCAAAAAGUAUAUGAUUCAACUUCAAACACUUCGGGAAAAAUUUUUUUAGAUUCAUUAUUAUUCUUAGAUUCAAAUUCAAUUAAAUUGGAUCCAAAUAGAGAUAACAACUUAAUUCAUUAUGGUAAAACGUUAGCUUCGUUUGUUUUAAUUAAAGAGAAAAGAUUUGGAGAUUUAUUAUUAAAAGCUCCAGAAGAUAUCAAUGAAUAUUAUGAUCCAUUUUGGUUUGAGAUUUUGCCCAAAUAUAUUGGUCAAUUGAAACAUGCUAAUCUUAGAAUUUUACCCGAUGGAUUUCAAAGUGUCAAUGAAGGAUUCAGUUUAUCAAAAAAAGGAGUGUCAAAUGAAAAGCUAGUGUUUAGUAUUUGA